Phascolarctos cinereus (koala) is the source of this 8012-nucleotide messenger RNA. The record is from RefSeq and is a predicted model, not a curated record. Lineage: Eukaryota; Metazoa; Chordata; Mammalia; Diprotodontia; Phascolarctidae.
GUGUCUUUUCACUUUUUGUUCUUCCAAAUGAAUUUUGUUAUUAUUUUUCUAAUCCAGUAAAAUAAAUUUUUGGCAAUUUAAGUGGGAUAGCAUUGAGUAUAUAAAUUAGUUUAGGUAAAAUUGUCAUUUUUAUUAUAUUGCCCCUGCCUACCCAUGUGGCUUCCUCAGCAUGACUGAUGCAGAGUCAUGAUGAAGUAUAGAAUAGAUAACUGACUUGUGUCAGAAAGACCUCAGUUCAAAUCCUACUUCAGAUACUUGUUAGCUGUGAUUGAUUCUUGGUAAAGGAGUUAGGAUUCAGUGGCCUCUCUAGCUCUGUGUCUGUGAUACUGACCCUCUGUCCUGAAAUCAGAUGGCCAGUCAGCGUGUUACCAUUUGCCUGGUGGAUGGCAAUUGGAUUAGGGGACCUGAUAGAGCAUAAAGGCCUGGUGUGGUACAGAGGAGCAAGAGAACCACAGUUUAAAUUUCCCAGGCCAGUGACCAGGUCAGCUAGAGUUUGGCUUCUGUGUUUUUGUUCAUGUUGACCCUGUGGUUUGCAUGGGCUUCCCCCAGUCAUCUCCACCUGUUGAAGUCUUUCCCUCCUUAAUGACUCACUUCAUCCUUGAAACUUUCUCUGACCUUAGCUGGAACUGAGUUCCUCCCCCUCAGAUUUCUCAAAGCCUUCUCUUUCGUGUGGUCAUUUCUUCACUCUUCCCCCACGAACCCCCUACUAUUAAGUUGUAAAUUCCUCCUGAGCAGCAGGGUCUGUGUUGCAUCUAUCUUUGUAGAGCCAGAACUUUACACCGUGCCUUGUACAUAAUAAGGACGUAGUCAGUGCAAGCUAAAGGCUUAGCUUGUUUUAAGGUUACAAAAAUGACCAUUUCCUAUUGGUUUUACAGGUAAAGAAGGAGGCAAAGCCCCUGAGUGAAGUUGAAUUCUUCAAUUUCUACUUCUUCAGUUUGGGGAUUUCAGUAUAUACAGAAAAGGAAACAACUGAGACCAAGAAAAGUAAAGCAUCUUCCAUCAAACCCAAAUUCAUCUCGGCAGUUCACGUUCGGUUAAAAGGUGUCAUUUUUUUUCCUGAAGUCAUUCACACAGACUUCUUGGUUUCUGUGGAAUAUUAAUAGGUGUGUGAUGUCAAAGCAGGAGGCCGGGCUUGGGACCUCCCCCCCAGAAGACUAACCGCCCGUCAUCAUGUGCCAGUAUGAAUGCUAACAGAGCAGCCUGCACUCCUCGCUGGAGCUGUCAGGGGAGGAGAAAGAAAGGAGGAGCUGAGCGUGCAAGAAGUCAAUGACUGAAUCUUCCAACUUCUUCACAGGACCGCUUGGACCUCAGUGACUGCAGAUCUGCUUGGAAAGGAAAACAGAUUUCUCCUGGUUUCUUUCUGCCUUCAUUCUUGUGGUCUUGGGUGCUUUUGUGUGUGUGUGUGUGUGUGUGUGUGUGUGUGUGUGUGUGUGUGUGUGUUCACCCCUUGGAUUUCUGACUGUCCACUGCCUUGGACCUCAAUAUGUGUCAUGUUAUUGUCACCUGUCGCUCAAUGCUGUGGACUCUCCUGAGCAUCGUCGUAGCUUUUGCGGAACUCAUCGCUUUCAUGAGUGCAGACUGGCUAAUUGGCACCGCCAAAUCCUCCAGCGGCGCGGACACGGACAACAGGACAGGGGGCUCCCAGCAGCCUUACCGCCCAACCUUGGGCAUCUACGCUCGAUGUACCCGCAUCUCCCACAUACGCCAUUCCAAUCGGGACACCCUCUGUGGACCCUAUGCGGAGAACUUCAGCGAGAUCGCCAGUGGCUUCUGGCAGGCCACCGCUAUUUUCCUAGCUGUUGGGAUCUUUAUUCUCUGUGCGGUGGCAUUCAUAUCUGUCUUCACCAUGUGUGUGCAGAGCAUCAUGAAGAAAAGUAUUUUUAAUGUCUGUGGGCUGCUACAAGGGAUUGCAGGUCUGUUCCUUAUCCUAGGCUUGAUACUCUACCCUGCUGGUUGGGGUUCCCAGAAGGCAAUAAACUACUGUGGACAUUAUGCUUCUGCCUAUAAACUAGGCGAAUGCUCCUUAGGCUGGGCCUUCUACACGGCCAUUGGUGGUACUGUCCUGACAUUCAUCUGUGCCGUCUUCUCAGCACAAGCCGAGAUUGCCACAUCCAGUGACAAAGUACAAGAAGAAAUUGAAGAAGGGAAAAACCUGAUCUGCCUCCUUUAAUUUGAGAAAGAGAGAGAGAGAGAGAGAUCAGAGCCUGUUCUUUCCUAAUUAACUUUGGAAAAGGAUCCACUUUCCUGUUUUCACUGAUUGCGACCACCCGAGUGUCGCCAGGGGCCUGUUUCUACUGCAGCCAUCCUUCAUUCUCCCAGGUCUCUGAGGAACCGACAGGAAGAGACAGUCCAUCUCAGAGAAGCUGGACACAGGCCACCAAUGGGGCAAGGUGGGGGAGGGAGUUUAGAAGCAUGUAAAUAGCUGACAAAUGCUGUCAUUGUUAGGUUGCAUCUUCCCCAGAGCCCCUGAACGAUUCUGAGUUAAGUCAUAAAGCCAGCAAUCUUUAUUCUGGAUGGGAUGAGACGGGAAACUAGGUUGAGGGUGUCAAAAGGGUUCUUCUCUUUGUGUUUUGAGAGUGUCUUCUACCGCAAGUUUAGGACCCUUGUACAAAAAACAUCCAUCAGAAUGAGUUGGGGGGUGAAGGGAGACUGCUGUCUAAAAUGACUCCAAAUACAGCUGCCUGUUACAGAACACUUUGCUGGAUGAAAAUGAAACUACAUUCAAUCCCUGCAGGGGGAAAAUCAUAGAUGUUAAAGGGGAAGCAGGAUAUGGUUAUUGGGUCAAGGCGCAUGCCUUCCUUGGGUACCGUGCAAAGAAACUGAAGGUGAUAUUGACCUUGGGGUUGCAGCCCUUUGUAAGUUCCCCAUGAGAAGAUUACUGGAGAUGAGGUACCUUCUUGGGUUAGGGGGCCAAAAGUCAGUCUGGGAUUGUAGAAACUGGGGAAAGAUGAAAGUCUUACAACCCAGUGGUAAUGAAGUUUUACCAUCUUUGAUCUUUUCAAACACUUUGAAGGCUCCAGUUUCCUUCAUCCCAUGGACACUGACACUUCUUUCCACUUUAGGCUGUAGUAUUAGUGAGUGACCAUGGCCAAAAUAAGAUCCCCUCCCCCAGCCCUCAGUGUCCAGAUUUUUGGUCAGGUGCCUUUCUGGACCUAGCUAGGCUGGUCCUUGACCAGCAAACACAAAGUCUGUCACUAGGCCUCCACUUGAAGCCUUUCCAGCUUUGUAGGACCUGCUAUGGCUUAAUCUUGGAGAAAGAAGGCAGGGUCACCUCCACAUCUAGAAGUGUCAGAGUAGGUCUUAGGUGGUGGCUACCUCUAAAAUUAGAGACAAAUGCUUUUCUUUCCUGAACAUAGUCAAACAGGCUAGCCUGGUGGGGCCAACAUGUCCUGAGGCUGUCCCAGCUUCCAGUUCAAAUGCAGAUCAUGUGUUUUUCUCCUGGUGUUAGAAGUUGGCUUCAUUCAACUGGCAAAGGGAAGCUCAUUCCCUUUCCUCAUUCCAGAGACUGAUGUCCCAGGGCCAGCUGUGGCCCAUUCAAAUACUUAAUUAAGAAGCCCUGCCAAAUUCUCAACAUUUGCGGGGAGACAUUUUCCCACUGUUUGUUCACCACGUUGCCGUCAGCUGUAUUUCCAAAUCUAGCAGCAACAGUAAUACAGUUACCACAACUGACUUUUUUUUUAACAAAACAAAAAAGACAGCUAGUCAUGUGACUUCAGUUUUUCUAGGUAUAGCAACUCUUCCAGAGGACAGACUUAAAGAAGAUGAAAUAAUGGUGCUGAAGGAAUGCUUCCCCGGAAGUUGUAGCUUUUAAGAGUCAGUGAAUCUGAAAACACCUAUGGACGUCCCCUGCAUGUGCAGGGGAUGUGGACAAACUCAGGAAGACUCCUUCCUGUCUGUGGAAAAGUUCUGCCAACCUUGGAAAGUGCCUCGGGGACCAGAAGGCACACCUAUGUUCACAGCUUUAUCGUUUUGAUUGAUUCUGAACUUUAAUUUUUAAACCAUAUUCGUAACACUCCUCUCAAAACUACCGUCCCUGGUUUACAGGCAUGAAGUCUUCAUUUAUGUUCCUUCAUGUUCAUGAAUUGGCCAAAUCUAGACAUCCAUAAUUUAGGGAGAAAAAAAGGAUUUUUGUGAAAUUAGUUGAUGCUGUUACUUUUUCUAAUGUUUCAGAAAGUAUCUAAAAAUAUAUGUCAGUGAAAUCAAUUGACUGCCAAAUCCCAAGGAAACCUUUAAAGAGACUAACAAGAGACAUGUCCUUAUUUUUGCUUUCUUGCAACAACCUUUCAGCUUUGAGCGUUGACUUGGCUGGAAACAACUAUAGCCCUACUAGUCUGCUCAGCAGAAUUUUUUCCAUUCUGCUCAGUAAACCCAAUUCAUGUGUUUUCCUUUGGAUCUCUUGUAUUAGAAUCCUGGGAAAAUUCAUGAUCUUCUUGGGGGACGGGUAUUCUUCCUCCAGUUCCUCUUCAUGGUGUGAAGGUGAUCCUUGAUUCCUAAAGUUCUAACAUGUUGUAUCAAUUCAAUUUACUAAGCAUUAAGCUGCUAUUGUGUGCCAGGCACAAAGUCAAAAAUGAAAACUGUUCUUGCUCAUAAGGACCUUCCAUUCUACCAGGCAUCAAAUCCUUUGAGUACAGGCACCAUGAUGGUCUGAGUAUUUCUAGUUGUGGAGAUGAUCUUCACCAGAAGGCUGUGGAUAAUAAUAAGAGCAUUGGUGCUUGAGUCAAGCUACCUUUAUGACCUUGAACAAAUCAUACGCAACUGAUGGUGGACAUCAGUUUUCUCAUCUGCAAAUUGGGAGGAUUAGAGUAGAUGGCUUCUAAGGUCCUUUCCAGCUCUAGAUCUAUGAUUUUAAUCAAGAGCUCCCAAAAUAAUUGAUUAGAAGUCAGGGUGGGGAGGAGGCUCAGCAUAUAAUGAAUCAGGUUAAAAAUGAUGAUCAUCUCAAACAGUAAAUCAAAUGAAUAUCCAAAAUUACAAAGUGGAAAUAUUUUCUAAUCACCUGAAAAGAUGGCAACGCAAAGAUCAUUGGAGUAAAGUACAAGAAUAAUUAAAAAGGGGAUGUAAAAAGAGCCUUUUUUGUUGGGGGGAGGGAGAGGCUGUCUUCUACAUUUUGUUCUAGCAAUAAGCUGCUAAAACACUGGGCCUCCAGCUUUAGAACCUCUGUCUAAUCUGUGAGGCCUCACAGCAAAUAGGAUAAAUUCACAAGUUUCAUCCUAAAUAAUUCUAAUCUCAGGCAGGAAUAAGUUUGGUGAAGUUUGGGAAUGAGUAUUUCCUGUAACUCAUCACCAUCUGCUCUUCCUCUUCCAGCCUAUCCUCAGUAAGUUUCCACACUCAGCUGAGGGCCAGAGGAUUGAGCCAAUCACCUGGGAGACUUAUCUUUUGAACCUUUAGAAGUGCUCCCAAACUUGAGCUUUCUAAGAUUUUUCUCCAGCAACCCACUUUAAAAGCUGUGUAAUCAGCAGCUCUUGCCUUUCACCUAGUGAUUGCAAUCGAUUGGAAGUGCACACACCUGCCAUAAUGCCGGGAGCAGCUAAAGCUUGGCUACAGGUUAGCCUGACUUAACUCCAGGAACCACCAUGAGCUAAAGGAUGAAAGUCAGCUCUGAAGCUGAGAAAGAAAGACUAGUCAGGUCUUCUGUUCUAACCACUAGUUCCCACUUUGACCCAAGUCCAAAGUAAGUAGAUUGUAAAUCCUGUGACUCAGAUGAAAGGGGAGAGGUGGGUGUUAAACUUGGUGAUUCAGCUCUUUUUUUUGAAGAGUGGAUUCUCUGUCUCAUUUUUGUUGUCUACAUUAACAGCUUAGAAUCUUCAACUGCAUCUGUUAUCACAUAUAAUCCUAGGGUAAAAAAAACUUUAGGUAUUCUGGAUUGAGGUUUAAUUCUGUAUUAAUGCUCUGACCUUAAAGUUUUUAUGUAGGCACAUAACCCAGGUUCAUUGUUUGUUCAGUUAUCGCUUUUAGGGGAAAGUAUUACAGUUUUAUUCAUUAGGCCAAGGUCUUUUUUUGAUUCAUCAACAAAAUGUUCCCAUGCCCAUUUUUUUUCUCCUUCAUUUCAACCCUCAAGACAAUCUCAAUCUCCUUUUUGAAGUCCAGCUAAUUCCUAUGGGCUUAAAUAACUUCAAGAACCAUUAAGUCCCUUCUCUUUACAUCAUCAUUAUCAUCACCUUCAUCUGUGUGGCUGUUGUCUUGACUGUAAGAAUGCUGCUCUCUCUACAGUUACUCUCUUCCCACCAAUGACAGGUAAAGAUGUAAACAUUUGUGUCCAGAGCCAAAAAAAAAACCCCAACUUGUUUUCAUUCUAUUAGUUGGACCUUGCAGAAUUUUCUUAUGAAGUACCAAGAAAAUGAAACCACUAAAAAACUUCCCACAUACUGAAACUGACUAUAUAACAGGAUGGAAAUCUACUUGGUGGGUAAAGGGUAGCAAAGGUGGCAUCAGACCUUGAUGACUUAACUAGACUGAAAGAGCAGCUAAACCAGCAACGCACCCACCCACCACCACCAUGCAUCUCCUUCCACCAAAACUUCCUGAAAAUGGUCUUGGUCUGAACUCGGGUUAUUCUGAAUAGUGCUUUAAAAACCACUCAAGAUGAUAACUAUGCAGGGAAGAAAUGCAGAAGUUAACUGUUCAUUUCUCAGCUCUUCCAUUUUUCUAGCAGGUAUAAAAGGAAAAAAAAAAGAGAUUAGUUGCAAUAUUCCUAAUCCAUUUCAGCUGACCAUCUCAUAAUGUUAUGGAAAAUGUCACGUACUUAGACUGUUGCAUCGGAAGAGUCCUAUUUAUUUCGCCUAAGUCUCCACUUCAGGCAAAUCUGUAAGGUGUCCCGAUGAUGCUGAGUGACCUAUGAGGCUCCUGAAAUGUUUGCCAGUGGUUCUGUGGAUUCUUUAAACCUGUGUGUUAACUCGACAAUGUACCAUAUUGACUUGGGGUGGGGAGAUAUUUUUAAUCAUUUUCAAUCUGUGGUUUGAUAAUCUUUUGUUAAACAUGUACUCAGUAAAGUGCCAUAGUCCUUCUUUUGAAGUGUAGCAUAUUUAAAAGAUAUAUAUGUGCAUGUAUAUAUUUAUAUGUAUGCACAUAUAUAUACACAUACAUGUAUAUAUAUCCACAAGUCUGUGAGAGAUGUGCAAUAACAAAGGCGUUAUGUUUUGUUUUCGAAAACUGGAGAAGAGUUGGAAAAGGGUUGGGGGGAGGGGGAAUCAUCCUGUUCAAAGCAAAGGAGAGCUAAGAAUGUGGGCUUUGGCCUCAUAAACCUAUGGCAAUCCUAAUGUGCUAUAUAAACCAGAGAGAGAAAAGAAGAAACUGAUUGUUGGUGGGAGUUUAAUCUCAAUAAGAACACUAGACUUUUUUUUUGUUUUUGGGAAAGUUAAGCCUGAGGACCCAGGCCCAAUUUUUUUGCUAGCCUUUAAUUUGAAAUGUGAAGCUGCCAAACUGCUUUUAUGUCAGGCUAAUCUCUAGUAGCAAAUAUAUAUUAUAUAUAUAUAUAUAUAUAUAUAAUCACUGAGGAGCUUCUUUCUGAAUAUGCUUUUUUUUUACACUUCUCAUCAAUGUGGGACCACUGCUUCGAGGCUGUUUUCACACAUCUCAUCAUAGCCACACCAGUCUUGCUUUUUAGUGCAGGUAUUUCUGUGUAAUAACAGUGAGUGGAAUUUUGUAAAAAUCCUACACCUGUAGUUACACAUUUAUAUUUAGGAGUGAUGACUCUGUAAGAUCAAAGGGAUGGAAGGCAAGACUGUUUUCUUUGGAGAUUGUGGUGAAACUACCCAUUGGCCUGAGGUAUCAUGGGGGGGGGGGGCAGUGUUGAGGGAAGACUUCAGUGCCCUAUGGUAUGCGGCAGCCACUUGAGCCAAAUAGAAAUUAAACUGUGCUGAUGGACUUAGUUUGAGCCAGUGAUCAUUUGUGGUACUCCUCUUGUGUUCUCAACUAACAUGUUGUUUUUCUAGCAUUGCCUAGGUUCCUGUGCACAUGUAUUUACUUUCUUUCCCACCCCCAAAAGAUCUGAAUUAAACUAGACUUUAUAAACCUAU